CAGUGAGCUCCACCACUGAGAAACCAAACCUACCUGGCAGGCUCACCAUGCUGAGGUCACGCUCACUCCACUGUCUCCUCUCCUGCAUGCUGAUCCUUAUCUUCCUCUCCAGCCCAGGGGAGGGCCGGCCUCACACCGCCCAGGAAGACGCACCUGACAUGGAAAGCAAGAGGGUCCUGCUCCUGGAGGCGGUUAAGUCGGGGAUCCUGAACUCACUGGGCAUGGACAAGGCACCCAGGCCGACUGAGAAGGCCUCACAUCACGAUCUGAGGAAGAUGUAUCAGCUCUACAGGGAAACACUGAGGCAGCUGAGAGGAAAUUCAAGCCACUCAAUGCAGGAAUCCUGGCAUCCAACAGUGUCCACGGUGCUUUUCCCAGCUACAGUGGAGCCGAUAAAAGUGAUUUGGAAGAGUGAAGAACACCCCAAGACGGGUCAGCGCUUACAAUGGUACAGAGCCAUUUUCCAUAAGAAUGCAAAUCUCCAGACUCAGCUGACACUAACUCGGGCAGAGCUGAAGAUUUCCAGACAGAUUUUAGAUAAACACACACCCAUGCAGCCUGAGAGAAGACAAGACAUUCAAGUUAAUGUCAAUGGAAUGAAGCCAAUAAAUUCUGCUGAAGUGACACACACAGACCACGCAAAUGCCUCCAGCACUCAAGAUGUAACUUUGGACAUCAUGCCUGAGGUGGAGAGGUGGCGGAGUGAUGCUGAUCAGUCAUUAGUUGUGGAUGUGGGGGUGGCUGCAGGUAAAAGACGUGACCACACUGCACGUCUGAGCAUCGCUCUGGAGAUAGACCUCCUGCAGUCCGGGCCAGCCAGAAGCAGGAGGCGACCUCGUUCCAACAAAGAAGACAUCUGUGACGAGGAAGGCUACUGCUGCCGUAAGGCUAUAAACGUGUCGUUCAAAGACAUUGGCUGGUCAGACUGGGUGGUUGCCCCGGCUUCCUACACCAUGCAUUUCUGUGAUGGCACCUGCCCCCACAACUACAAGCCAGCCAGCAUGCACACUCAGGUUAAAUCUCGUCUGCACCAGAUAACCAAAGGAGGGACACCUCAUCCCUGCUGCGUGCCUGCGGCCUAUGAGCCCAUGGUCCUCAUGCACUAUGACAGUCAGGGAAAGUUGAAGCUGACGCCCUUCGAUGACCUGAUUGUCAGUAAAUGUUACUGUGCCUGAGUAGCUCUGAAGUCCAGCAAGCCUGCAAGAAGUCAUCCUAGACAUUUAAAAUUGUGUCUAUCCCUUUUUGCAAAUAUAAAAUAAUGUGUUACAUAGUUGCAGCUGCAGCAUCACUAUCAUUGUUUUCAGCGCUUAACUAAAUUCAAAUUCCAAUCAUCCAC
Molecule: messenger RNA, 1336 nt
Organism: Myripristis murdjan (pinecone soldierfish)
Lineage: Eukaryota; Metazoa; Chordata; Actinopteri; Holocentriformes; Holocentridae
Gene: gdf15
Product: Growth differentiation factor-15
Exons: 2
Coding region: 48-1175 (375 amino acids)
Cellular component (GO): extracellular region
Molecular function (GO): growth factor activity; cytokine activity
Source: RefSeq, a predicted model, not a curated record